CUCAACUGCUCUUCGACAUGAGGCCCAUCGACACCUUCCUCUGCGAAACCUAAUCAAUGAUCUUCUUCGUAUUCUUCGUCUCUUCUCGAUCAGCGCAACGAUUGUUGAGAUUCCGUAACGGUGAUUGUGUCUUAAAUAGUCUUUAAUCCCCAUCCCACUACGAAUCAACCUCUUACGUCGUUCGUCUGCCAGAUCAUGUAUAAAUACGCUUUUCUAAUCUCACAUUGGUAAAAUCUGUGGUCGUUCGUUCGACUGCAAAGACGAAUUCGAUGUGGAUGAUUGUGAGGAGGAUGAUGUCUUCGCCGAUGUUAACCCCUUUGUUUUCACCGCAGGUCCAGUUUCUGGCAAGAAAACCAUAUAGUCUGGUGGACAAGCUGAGAAGUCCGCUAAGAGAAAGAGGAAGAAUCAGUACAGGGGGGGGGGGGAUUAGGCAGCGUCCUUGGGGAAAACGGACCGCUGCAAUCCGUGAUCCGAGAAAAGGCUCCCGAGAAUGGCUUGGAACAUUCGACACCGCCGAGGAAGCAGCAAGAGCUUACAAUGCAGCUGAACGCAAGAUCUGUGGCAAUAAAGCUAAAGUGAUCUCCCAGAAACGCUCUGCUGGUAAGACCAGUAAUCUGAAGAAGCCGGUGGCUAAACAAAACCAAAGUCCAGCUUUGAUUCAGCAGCCAACACAUGUGAGUCAGUACUGCAACAACUCUUUUAGUGAUGUGAGUUUCAUGGAACCGAAACCUCAGAUGUACAAUAAUCAGUUCUUUGAUGUUGGAGGUAACAGUGGAUACCAGUAUUUCAGUUCUGACCAGGGCAGUAACUCAUUGUACUGCUAUGAACACAAAACAAGCAAUGUUUAUUAUAUGUAUAUUUUAGCUUCAAAAUUAUUUUUAUAAUUCACAUAACGGGCGGGCCGACCUAGUUAAAUAUAAAAUUGUGAGUACUCGCUUCAU
Messenger RNA from Raphanus sativus (radish), 941 nucleotides. Its product is annotated as ethylene-responsive transcription factor RAP2-2-like. The record is from RefSeq and is a predicted model, not a curated record. The transcript is spliced from 2 exons. Gene Ontology annotation, molecular function: DNA binding; DNA-binding transcription factor activity. Lineage: Eukaryota; Viridiplantae; Streptophyta; Magnoliopsida; Brassicales; Brassicaceae. The coding region runs from base 270 to 884 and encodes 204 amino acids. Gene Ontology annotation, biological process: ethylene-activated signaling pathway; regulation of DNA-templated transcription.